Molecule: messenger RNA, 2102 nt
Organism: Salvia miltiorrhiza (redroot sage)
Lineage: Eukaryota; Viridiplantae; Streptophyta; Magnoliopsida; Lamiales; Lamiaceae
Exons: 2
Coding region: 149-532 (127 amino acids)
Source: RefSeq, a predicted model, not a curated record
UUCAACAAUCAAAACCCCCGUCUCACUCCAAAUCUUGAGAACCCGUCUCCACCGUCGCUGGCAUUAGCUUCGACCGCCACCGCCGUUGUCUGCUCCAUCACCAAGCCGCCUCCAGCGAUCUGCCCCCUCCACCUUUCCCCGCCGCGAUAUGCCACCUCUCUUCCCCCCUCGCAAUUCGUUGCAAACUCCACCACCACUGCCAUCUGCCCCGUCACCAAGACGCCGCGAACGAUCUGCUCCAUCCACCUUCUCCCUUUCCCCUCCACCGCCGUCCGCCAUCGCGCCUCGCCGCCCCGGCACCCUUCGCGAUCUAUACCCCUUCCGUCUCCACACCAGCUCUCAUUUCCCCCACCGCAGCCAUGGCACAGCUGCCGCCAAUGGCUGCCCUGCGCCUAGCACCACCGCCGUCAAUGGGUGUCUCGCCGGACAUUACUUGGUUCCGGAACGGUUCUUGAUUAGCUAUGGUUCAAGCUUCACCGUCGAAGAAUUCAAAGUACCUCUCAAUCCAGUUCCAUCAUUAGUGACGCACUGACGGUAUGAUUUUUAUUCCUGUUGGGAUGAGUCUCUUCUCCUGUUAGUUGUCUUUCAGAAUUAGUUAUGCAUGACAGCUUUAGCAAUUCUAUGCGAUGAAUAGUGAGAAUUUUGGCUGGUUAAUCUUGCUGCUACUUUUCUCAUUGCGUCUGCCUCGCCUGCUUUUGAAUUCUCUCAAUAAAUGAUAGGCUAGAAUCACAAAGUCUAAAGAGUGUUGCCCCGAGUCCAAUAGUUCCUAAUGUAGUUCAUCAAGAUGCUAUUAGCACUUGGGCAUGCAUGGUUGAUUGUUCUCGUGGUGACCUCUAUGAUGUAGUACUUUUUGUGAAGCACUUGGGCAUGCAUGACUUAUUUCAUAAAGAUGAUGAUACACAGACCUUACGAAAAAAAAUGGCAGACAUCUUUAGCAGCAGAGGAUCAUGAUUAAAAUAUGAUAGCUAGAUUGUUUUAUAAUUGUUAAGCAAAUCUUAUUAAAUUAAUAAUGUUUUUUCUUCUUCUUUUGUUGCGUUUGUUGUUCUUCUUUGUUCAUUGCUUCAUUAUCUUCACUAAUAGAAAAGAUUAAUAUUAUUAUCUGCCCCUGCUUGCAAUGGUAAUCUCUCCCCUUCUCUAAGUCACUGUAUAUUUCCAUUCUUAGUGUUAUAAAUAUUGGUCAAAUAUGAAAAGGUUCCACCUUUAUUGAUCACGCUUAUUGUGUGAUUUUUUUGUUGGAUUGUAAAUGACAUUGGUCCUUGAUUUAGUGAACUUUUAAUUCAAUUAAUGUGUGUUGUGGCAUUAACUGAUCACUCAUUUCUAUUUGUGAUUUUUCGUUUGUGUUUUUGUUUAUUAGUUGAGGUUUAGUAGACUGCAUUUCUUGGAUGGAUAAUUUAUGUGUUGUUUUUUGAAUUCAUAAGCUGAAAUUGAAAAUGUUUGGAAAUUAAUUAGUACACUAUGUGCGGUAUUGCUCAAUAUAUUGUUGUUCGAUUACUUUUGAAGUUCCUUUGCAUGAGAUUUGGAUUUUUUGAGUAAAAGAGUAGCUCUUUUGAUUUGUUCUAUUUCCACGAGGGUUACAAAAGAUGAGGGAAAGAAGAGGAAUUAAGUGAACAUUUACAUUUUAGCUAGCCAUCCAAAUUAUGUGCAUUAUACACUAUGUUGCUUUAGCUUUUCCUUAUGACACUAUUAUUGAUUGUUUUGCCAUGUCAACGCCGAGAAGCAACAGCGUCCCUACCUCUCAAGUCUUGACGGGUAUCCGACGGGUAGCGGGUGGCGAGUAUCGGACGGGUAGCGGAUAUGGAUGGCAAAUAGUAGUGUACAAUAAGUUGAAAUUUUCUUUAAAAUUUGUUGCAGUUUCGUGGUAAUUUAUUUGUUGGGUGAUUUAUUGCAUUUGUUGCGUGGUUGAUUAUAGGAUGUCGACGCCGAGAAGUAGCAGUGCUCCUACCUCUCAAGCAUCGACGGAUAGUGGGUGGGGGUAUCCAAUGGGUAGCGGGUGUCCUCUUUAAUUUAUUUUUUCAUUUUAGUUUGACAUGUAAUGUAGACCUAUGUCAUGUUAACACUUAUUUUAUUGAAUAAUAUUCAUCAUUUAUAAAUAUAUUAUGAAA